Molecule: messenger RNA, 1692 nt
Organism: Conger conger (European conger)
Lineage: Eukaryota; Metazoa; Chordata; Actinopteri; Anguilliformes; Congridae
Product: ras-related GTP-binding protein A
Exons: 10
Coding region: 268-1215 (315 amino acids)
Biological process (GO): regulation of autophagy; positive regulation of TOR signaling; cellular response to starvation
Cellular component (GO): lysosome; nucleus; Gtr1-Gtr2 GTPase complex
Molecular function (GO): GTP binding; GTPase activity
Source: RefSeq, a predicted model, not a curated record
UUUUUGCUACUUAGCUAACGUUAGCUACAUUAGCUUCUUACUUUCAACAGCUGACUUAGCUAACGCGACUGGGUUUUUAGUGAUAUUAGCUUAGCUGCUUGUUUGGCUAGCAAGACGUUUACAGGAAAGGCAAAGCAGGUGUCGCGGUGUAAUGCGGACGAAUAUUGAUCAUCGAGGAUAGAGAGACAAGGCUAUCAAGGAGCAUAGGAGAGAAUUGGUGCGCUCUCGGGAACGAGAUAGUGUGAUUUCAGUGGCUGGCAGGGGGCGAUGUCGAGCACAGCCAUGAAGAAAAAGGUGCUGCUGAUGGGAAAGAGUGGAUCUGGGAAGACCAGCAUGAGGUCAAUCAUCUUCGCCAAUUAUAUCGCCCGAGACACGCGCCGACUGGGGGCCACCAUCGAUGUGGAACACUCGCAUGUCCGUUUCCUGGGUAACCUGGUCUUGAACCUUUGGGACUGUGGAGGACAGGACACCUUCAUGGAGAACUACUUCACCAGCCAGCGGGACAACAUCUUCCGCAACGUGGAGGUGCUGAUCUACGUGUUCGACGUGGAGAGCCGCGAGCUGGAGAAGGACAUGCACUACUACCAGUCCUGCCUGGAGGCCAUUCUGCAGAACUCCCCCGAUGCCAAGGUCUUCUGCCUGGUGCACAAGAUGGACCUGGUGCAGGAGGACCAGAGAGACGUGAUCUUUAAGGAGCGUGAAGAGGACCUGAAGAGGCUCUCCCGCCCUCUCGCCUGCAUCUGCUUCAGGACCUCUAUAUGGGACGAGACGCUGUACAAGGCCUGGUCCAGCAUUGUCUACCAGCUCAUUCCCAAUGUGCAGCAGCUGGAGUCCAAUCUGCGCAACUUUGCCCAGAUCAUUGAGGCUGAUGAAGUGCUGCUGUUCGAGAGAGCCACCUUCUUGGUGAUCUCUCACUACCAGUGCAGGGAGCAGCGAGACGCACACAGAUUCGAGAAGAUCAGCAACAUCAUCAAACAGUUCAAGCUGAGCUGCAGUAAACUGGCCGCCUCCUUCCAGAGCAUGGAGGUGCGAAACUCCAACUUCGCCGCUUUCAUCGACGUCUUCACCUCCAACACCUACGUCAUGGUGAUCAUGUCAGACCCAUCCAUACCCUCUGCGGCUACGCUCAUCAACAUCCGCAACGCCCGCAAGCACUUUGAGAAGCUGGAGCGUGUCGACGGACCCAAGCACAGCCUGCACAUGCGCAUGCACUAGAAGCGCUGUCCUGUCCCAUCAGGCACUGGGCUCCCGCUGGUCACGCCGUCACACACGCACACAACCAAUCAGCAGUGGGCGUCCAGCUGGCCCGGCCUGCAGCCUCACAGUAGAAGGAGGAGCUUUCAAAAAUAUGUGAAGUCGCCAUUCGUCGUUGCCUCACUCUGUCGCACUGUAUUCCUUUUUCUGUGUAAGGAAAACUGUCUUUUACUUCUUAGUAAACAUGGGUUGGAGGUGUUGGACUGGUGUGAGAGAUUUGUCAGAUUUCUUGUUACAUGAAAUGCUGUGAAGGGCUGGGAGCAUUUUAUUUGGCACGACACAGUCUCCAUGUACUGUGCACAUAAGCACUGGACAAAAUGUCUGUUUUUGUCUUGAAUAAAUGUAUUUCAUUGUGAACGCUGUAAAUAUACAUCACUAUUUGGCAGUAAUUAAAAGCCAUUUUAUCUAUGGGGAAAAAAAUAAAAGUCUGUCUGGUUA